AUGUCGGUUCAAACGGUCUCCAUCCAGCCCUUUACGGACCAGAAGCCAGGCACCUCGGGUCUUCGCAAGAAGGUCAAGGUCUUCCAGCAGCCCCAUUACUCCGAGUCCUUCAUCACCAGUAUCCUCCUGUCAAUCCCCGAGGGCGUCAAGGACUCGUUCCUCGUCAUUGGCGGUGAUGGCCGUUUCUACAACCCCGAAGUGAUCUCCAAGAUUGCCCAGAUCAGUGCCGCCUACGGUGUCAAGAAGCUGCUGGUCGGCCAGAAUGGUAUUCUGAGUACCCCGGCCGCCAGUAACCUCAUCCGGGUGCGCAAGGCUACUGGUGGUAUUCUGCUGACUGCCAGUCACAACCCCGGCGGUCCCGAUAACGACUUUGGUAUCAAGUACAACUUGGCCAACGGUGCCCCCGCCCCCGAGACCGUGACCAACAAGAUUUACGAGACCUCCAAGUCUCUGACCUCCUACAACUAUGUCGACGUGGGUGAUGUCGACACCUCCAGCAUUGGCACCAAGACCUACGGCCCCCUCGAGGUCGAGGUUGUCCACUCGACCGCCGACUACGUGACCAUGAUGAAGGAGAUCUUCGACUUCGACCUGAUCAAGGAGUUCCUCAGCUCCCACAAGGAUUUCAAAGUCCUGUUCGACGGUAUGCACGGUGUUACCGGCCCAUACGGCACCGACAUCUUCGUCAAGGAGCUCGGAUUGCACGCCAGCAGCACCAUGAACUGCGAGCCCAAGCCGGACUUCGGCGGCGGUCACCCCGACCCCAACCUGGUCUACGCCCACGAGCUCGUCGAGGCCGUUGACAAGAACGGUGUGCACUUCGGUGCUGCCAGUGAUGGUGACGGUGACCGUAACAUGAUCUACGGUGCCAACACCUUCGUCUCUCCCGGUGACAGCUUGGCCAUCAUUGCCCACCACGCCAAGUUCAUCCCCUGGUUCCAGAAACAGGGUGUCUAUGGUCUCGCCCGGUCCAUGCCCACUUCUGGUGCUGUUGACCGCGUCGCCGAGGCCCAGGGCCUGCAGAGCUACGAGGUGCCCACUGGCUGGAAGUUCUUCUGCAAUCUGUUCGACAACAAGAAGAUCUCCAUCUGUGGUGAGGAGAGCUUCGGUACUGGCAGCAACCAUAUCCGUGAGAAGGACGGUGUCUGGGCCAUCGUCGCCUGGCUGAACAUCAUCGCUGGUGUCGCCAAGCAGAAGCCCAACGAGACCCCCAGCAUCGCCUCCAUCCAGAACGACUUCUGGAAGACCUACGGCCGUACCUUCUUCACCCGCUAUGAUUACGAGAACGUCGACAGCGAUGGCGCCAACAAGGUCGUCGGCACCCUGUCUGACCUUGUCGCCAAUCGCGACACCUUCAUCGGCUCGACUAUUGCCUCGCGCAAGGUUGUUGACGCCGGUAACUUCUCCUACACCGACCUGGAUGGCAGUGUCUCCAAGAACCAGGGUCUAUAUGCCAAGUUCGACGACGGCAGCCGUAUUGUCGUCCGGCUGUCUGGCACCGGCAGCAGCGGCGCUACCAUCCGCCUUUACGUCGAGCGCUACGAGAGCGACAGCUCCAAGUUCGGCCUCAGUGCCCAGGAGUACCUCAAGGACAACGUCGCCCUGGCUCUGAACCUGCUCAAGGUCAAGGAGUACGUUGGUCGUGAGGAGCCUGAUGUUAAGACCUAA
Penicillium argentinense is the source of this 1668-nucleotide messenger RNA. It is a transcript of the gene pgmA, whose product is annotated as phosphoglucomutase PGM2. The transcript has 3 exons. Gene Ontology annotation, molecular function: phosphoglucomutase activity; magnesium ion binding. The record is from RefSeq and is a predicted model, not a curated record. The coding region runs from base 1 to 1668 and encodes 555 amino acids. Gene Ontology annotation, biological process: carbohydrate metabolic process. Gene Ontology annotation, cellular component: cytosol. NCBI's taxonomy places the organism in Eukaryota, Fungi, Ascomycota, Eurotiomycetes, Eurotiales, Aspergillaceae.